This is a messenger RNA of Oppiella nova, 375 nucleotides long. The record is from the annotation of a GenBank genome assembly. Lineage: Eukaryota; Metazoa; Arthropoda; Arachnida; Sarcoptiformes; Oppiidae.
AUGGACGGACGCAUAAAGUUAUGUGACUUUGGUUUGGCUAAAGAAGUCCCAAAUACUGAUUGGUAUCGUAUGUCUAAAACUAGACUAUCGGCAGAUGUGGGAACUAUUGACUAUAUGGCACCGGAAUCUAUCCCUAAUUGGGGCUCAAAUUUUUGGGUUCAAUACAAACGAUAUAAAGAAAGGAAUAAUCAAAGUUACCAGAACAUAUAAUCAGGAUUUAGUUAAAUUGAUAAAUAAAAUGAAUGAAUUAUUGGUGUCAAUGAGUGUUAAUAUUGAUUCACAAAACGGUUCAACAGAUUGGAGGCAAAGACCCGAAUGUUCGCAUAUUUUAUCACAAUUGCAGACAUUUAUGACAAAUAAACCCAUUAUUGGAGA